Guillardia theta CCMP2712 is the source of this 1030-nucleotide messenger RNA. RefSeq lists its product as hypothetical. Lineage: Eukaryota; Cryptophyceae; Pyrenomonadales; Geminigeraceae. The record is from RefSeq and is a predicted model, not a curated record. The coding region runs from base 30 to 950 and encodes 306 amino acids. The transcript has a single exon.
AGACUAGAUGCUGUUGGAAGCUCGGAAACAUGGAAAAGAACAAUUUCGAUAGCCUUGCAAUUCUUUCUGAAUUGAAUGCGCAUCGGAACGCUUGCACAUUAUUCAUAGACCAUGAUGGAGAGCCGAUUGCAUCUUCGCUCGAUUUGUAUCCAUGGUCUCUCAAUGCUGCUCCUUGGCCACGACGACGUUCAGUCAGAGCAGGGAGGGUGUUGCACGGCAGCAAAAAGUUGGAGGGCAUUGAUCUUUGUGUGAAGGAAUCGCAUUCAAACCUGGCCUUCAAGAAAUUAUUAGAGUCUACGGAUCUUUCUUCUCCGCGCUUACGACUCCGCGAACAAGCUCGAAGUGACUCGCCUGAGGUAGACCCUUUACUGAGAUCCAGAACGGUCCAUUGGUCUCUGCCGCUAGUACGCGAUGACGGUCCAGAGUACAACGAUUCUAGAGAAUCUCGAUGCAUUGUUGGUAUGGAUUAUGGGAAAUGUUGUCUGAAGCAUGACACGCCGCUGGAAUCUACAAGCUUACAGACGUUUCUCCAACUGAAUGAGACAAGCUGCCUCAAACAUCUCAUGUGGGCCAAUCGAUCUGCAUUCCAGCUUCGGAGGAGAUAUUUGUUGCGGUUGGGGAUUCCAGCAAGCAGCCUGAUGAGCUUGGCAGACUCUUCAAUAUUUUCUAGAGAAUCGAAUGACAAACGAGAAGUAACGAAACAUCUUCGGGCACCAUCAAGUCCAACAAUGAUUAUGGAACGCAGAAAAAGUCCAAGGAAUGAUUCAAGUUCAAGUCAGAAUUCUAUGUUUUGGCCGCUGACUUUUAGUUGGAAUAAGAGAUUGAGGCUUGGUGAUUCACUGAGAAUGGAUGGUAACGAUGACGCAGCUGAGGUUUCUACGAAGCAUGGUGAAUAUCUGGACGAUCCUGCACGUGCAGAGAUGGAUUUUUUGAACGGCUGGUCUGUUUAAUCCUUCGGGCUGCUGCAUACUAGGCUAUGAUCGAAAUAUAUUUGAGCAAUAUCAGACUAGAAUCAUAAAACCUAACGUUU